AUGAAGCUCAUCUGGCUAGCAUUUAUUCCUUUAGCCUUUGCUGCAUCUUCUGUACCCCCUCUUGAAGAAGGAUUCCAGCAUGUCACCUGUGGAAGUACUAUAAAACUUUCCAAUCAAGCUAAUCAACACCGCUUGCAUUCUCAUGGCGUAUCUUAUGGAAGUGGAUCUGGGCAACAAUCAGUUACUGGAUUCUCUAGUUCAGAUGAUGCCAACAGUUUCUGGUUAUUGAGAGCUGCAUUUGGAAAACAAUGCAAGAGAGGUGAUCCUGUGCCAUGUGGAUCUAUCAUUCGCCUGCGUCACACAAAUACCAAUGGAUACCUCCACAGCCACAACCACAAGUCUCCUUUGUCAUCACAGCAGGAAGUUAGUUGCUAUGAUGGUAAUGACACAGGCGAUGAUUGGCGUGUAGAGUGUGCUUCAGGAUCCAAGUUCUGGCUCCGUGAAGAACCAGUACAAUUCGUCCACGUCGAGAGUCAGGCAUAUCUGUCUUGCAAUGGUGCUCACCAAUUUGGGCACCCUAUUCCCGGUCAGCUCGAAGUGUCUGGCACAAAAGGAUCUUCCAAGCACACUCAAUGGAUUGCCCAGGAGGGCGUCUAUUUUGCUGCUCCUAUUACUGAGCACCACGAUUAA
Molecule: messenger RNA, 630 nt
Organism: Phycomyces blakesleeanus NRRL 1555(-)
Lineage: Eukaryota; Fungi; Mucoromycota; Mucoromycetes; Mucorales; Phycomycetaceae
Exons: 5
Coding region: 1-630 (209 amino acids)
Source: RefSeq, a predicted model, not a curated record